Messenger RNA from Sabethes cyaneus, 791 nucleotides. It is a transcript of the gene Npc2b, whose product is annotated as ecdysteroid-regulated 16 kDa protein. The record is from RefSeq and is a predicted model, not a curated record. Gene Ontology annotation, molecular function: sterol binding. Gene Ontology annotation, biological process: intracellular cholesterol transport. The transcript has 4 exons. The coding region runs from base 205 to 687 and encodes 160 amino acids. Lineage: Eukaryota; Metazoa; Arthropoda; Insecta; Diptera; Culicidae.
GCUCGGUCGCGCGCGCACGUGGCGGAGAGUCCUCCUAACACCGUUUAGCGAAUAUCGGCGAAAAGACUCGCAAUUUCACACCCGAAGCCUGUCGCUGAAAGUGAAAGUCAAUAUCGAAUCGGUUAACGUGCCGUCAGUGUUUACGAAGAGAAUCAUCUCGCAUCGAAAGUGUUUGUUUGAGGCAACCUGCUACCUGUUCGAAAGAUGAAGUCGCUGUUCGUUGUGCUGUUAGCGCUGAAUUGCCUUUACCUUUAUGCCGAAGCGACCGAUGUGAGCGCGUGUCCUUCCACCAAGAGCUUAGUGCCGGUCACGGAAAAUACGAUCGACAUCAGCAACUGUUCCAAACCACCAUGCAAGCUGAAGCGGAAAACCAAGGUUUCCAUCAAUCAGAAGUUUACGCCCACCGAGGACAUCAAAACGCUGACAACGACCGUGUACGCUCAGGUCCUGUCGCUGCCGCUGCCGUUCAUUGGCGUCGACGGAACCGGUGCGUGCGAUUUCAUCUACGCCGAAGAUGGUGAAACCAAAGCUGGCUGUCCGCUGAAGGCCGGUGUCCCCGUUGUGUACAAGCGCGAAUUUCCGGUGCUGGAAAUCUACCCGAAGAUGAGCCUGGUCGUGCACUGGGAGCUGCAGGGUCGUGGUUCCAAAUCGAUUACCUGCUUCGAGGUGCCAGCGAAAAUCGUCUAAACGAGCUAGCGAACGAGCGAGCGAACGGUGAAUAGCUAGUAAUAAGUUCAAUGCUAAGCCAGCACAGUACAUGAUCUAGAUGUAGUACAAGCCAAUCAAAUAAA